This is a messenger RNA of Nipponia nippon (crested ibis), 363 nucleotides long. The record is from RefSeq and is a predicted model, not a curated record. Lineage: Eukaryota; Metazoa; Chordata; Aves; Pelecaniformes; Threskiornithidae.
AUGGCGCGGCGGGCGCUGGUGCUGGUGCUCUGCCUCUCCCUGGCUGCGGUGGCAUCUGCCAACUGCGUGACCCAGUGCUCCCUCUGCGCAGUCCAGACCCACAGCGCCGAGAGCAGCGUCUGGCCCCUGGACUACCCGGGGCCGGCAGGCGAAGGGGGCGAGAAGCCCACGGGUGCCGGGGCCGAGGGGCAGGAGCUGGCAGAGCUGCACAAGCGUUACGGCGGCUUCAUGCGCCGGAUCCGGCCCAAGCUCAAGUGGGACAAUCAGAAGCGCUACGGGGGCUUCCUGCGGCGGCAGUUCAAGGUGACCACGCGGUCGGACGAGGACCCCAGCGCCUACUCAGGGGAAGUCUUGGACCUAUAG